Messenger RNA from Sceloporus undulatus (fence lizard), 12185 nucleotides. RefSeq names its product nuclear factor I X (gene NFIX). Gene Ontology annotation, cellular component: nucleus. The transcript has 11 exons. Bases 838 to 2325 code for a protein of 495 amino acids. Gene Ontology annotation, biological process: regulation of transcription by RNA polymerase II. The record is from RefSeq and is a predicted model, not a curated record. NCBI's taxonomy places the organism in Eukaryota, Metazoa, Chordata, Lepidosauria, Squamata, Phrynosomatidae. Gene Ontology annotation, molecular function: RNA polymerase II cis-regulatory region sequence-specific DNA binding; DNA-binding transcription factor activity, RNA polymerase II-specific.
UUUUUUCUGCUGGCAUUGGCACAGGCAAAUGGUUGGGGACUGAGUAUGAAAGGAGAAAGCAAGCAAGCAAGAGAGUUUAAGAGGAAAAAGGGAAAGGAAAAAAAAAGGGGGGAAACAACAACAACCAAAUCCCCCAUACCCCAGCAGUUGGGUUUUGCCAGCAGCCGAUCACAGCUGAUUCCAGAGCGGAGUCUGUCCCUUUUCCCUAGACCUGCGAUCACCCCUGUUCUCAGGCGGAGGGAACCACAUCUAAGUUGCAUCUUUGCAUCUUUGCCAACGCUGAACGAGCUUCUUUUCCCUCCUCUCAGCUCCCCCUCCUGAUCAGUUGCUGUUCCCUCCCUGCCUUUUAUUCCCCCCUCAUUCUUCCAUAUUAUUAUUAUUAUUAUUAUUAUUAUUAUUAUUAUUAUUACCACCAUCACCACCUUCAGUAUUAUUCUUUUGUUCUUUGGUAUUUUUGAUCCUAUGUUUUCUCUGUGGCACAGACGGGCUGAUGUUGAUUUAUUUCUCUCCUUUGCUGAUCUUUCCAUUCCUAACUCGCUUUCUUGAAAUUUUCGUCUCUUUUUGGCUCUUCUGCUCUUCUUAUUGAAUAAGAGUUGGUUAAGGGUUUGCAGUGACGAAUGCAGCCAACAAUUGCUUUCCACCUAAUUUAGGAAACAUCUUUUCUCUCUUUUGCGCACUGUGCACUUCCUUUUUACAUUUCUUACUUUUCUCGUUGUUCUCCCCUCCUCCCUCUUCCACCCCACGGCCCCAAUAUCCUCCUCCCCACUCCACACUCUGCAAUUCUGAGCCCAGAAUUUCUGAAUCGGGGGCUUAGCUUCGCCGGGAUGAGCCAGAGCAAUGGAUGAAUUCCACCCCUUCAUUGAAGCUCUCCUUCCUCAUGUCCGUGCCUUUUCCUACACAUGGUUCAACCUGCAAGCUCGGAAACGAAAGUACUUUAAGAAGCAUGAGAAGCGGAUGUCAAAGGAUGAGGAACGCGCUGUGAAGGAUGAAUUACUGGGUGAAAAGCCUGAGAUCAAGCAGAAAUGGGCGUCCCGGUUGCUGGCCAAGCUACGCAAGGACAUCCGCCCAGAGUUUCGCGAGGACUUCGUCUUGACCAUCACGGGCAAGAAAGCCCCGUGUUGUGUCCUCUCCAACCCAGAUCAGAAGGGCAAAAUCCGCAGGAUUGACUGCCUGAGGCAAGCUGACAAGGUUUGGAGGCUGGACCUAGUUAUGGUCAUCUUGUUCAAAGGGAUCCCUCUUGAAAGUACUGACGGGGAGCGGCUGUACAAGUCGCCGCAGUGCUCAAACCCAGGCCUUUGUGUCCAGCCACAUCACAUUGGAGUCACAAUUAAAGAACUGGAUCUUUACUUGGCGUAUUUUGUUCACACUCCUGAAUCCGGACAAUCAGACAAUUCAAACCAGCAAGGAGAUGCGGACAUCAAACCACUGCCCAAUGGGCAUUUGACUUUUCAAGACUGUUUUGUGACAUCAGGUGUCUGGAACGUUACAGAGCUGGUGAGAGUAUCACAGACUCCUGUUGCCACAGCGUCUGGUCCAAAUUUCUCUCUGGCCGACCUGGAGAGUCCCAGUUACUACAACAUCAAUCAAGUGACUCUUGGCAGACGGUCAAUAACAUCUCCACCUUCAAGCAGCUCCACCAAGCGGCCCAAGUCGAUAGAUGAUAGUGAGAUGGAAAGCCCUGUAGAUGAUGUGUUCUACCCUGGGACGGGGCGGUCCCCAGCAGCUGGCAGCAGCCAGUCCAGUGGCUGGCCCAAUGAUGUGGAUGCAGGACCGGCUUCUUUAAAGAAGUCAGGGAAGCUGGAUUUCUGCAGUGCCCUGUCCUCCCACACCACCUCCCCGAGAAUGGCUUUCACCCACCACCCGCUGCCUGUCCUAGCAGGAGUCAGACCAGGAAGCCCCCGUGCCACAGCGUCGGCCCUGCACUUCCCGUCAACCUCCAUCAUCCAACAGUCCAGCCCCUACUUCACACACCCGACCAUCCGCUACCACCACCACCACGGCCAGGACUCGCUGAAGGAAUUUGUGCAGUUUGUAUGCUCGGAUGGCUCAGGCCAGGGCUCCGGGCAGCCUAACGGUAGCGGCCAGGGCAAAGUCACGGGGUCAUUUUUGCUGCCGCCGCCACCACCUGUGGCCAGACCAGUGCCCCUUCCAAUGCCUGAUACAAAAUCCACCAGCACUAACCCAGAGGGCGGAGCGCCGACACCAACGUCACCCUCAUUCUCAGCGCCAGGCUCCUCCUCCUCUGCCAACCGGUUUGUCGGCAUCGGACCCCGGGACGGCAACUUUCUAAACAUCCCCCAGCAAUCUCAGUCUUGGUUCCUCUGACGGGAUCUUCAAGCGAAGAAAAAUAAUAAUAAUAAAGAUGGUGGUGAUGGUGAUGAUAAUAAUAAUAAUAAUUUUUCACUCAAGCCCUGCAAAUCAGAAUCUUCAGUCCUUAACCCAUAUCUUCACUGACCUCCUCCUCUUCAAGGAAACGUAAGAGACGUUGGGUAACACUACAGAUGAGAAGCUUAAAAAAUCCACAUUGGACUUCCCCGAUCCAAAGCAGAUUUUACAUUUGCAUAGAAGAGUCUUAUCUUCUGCAAGGAAUCCCAUCAACAUCUACAGAUGUCACAUAACCCUCUGUUAUAAUAGCUCUGGACCAUUCGAGCAAUGGUUUUUAAAACAACAACAACAAAAGGGAUUUCUCGUUUUUCACCAUGGGGAAGGAAAAGUAUUCAUGUCAGCCAGCCUCAACCCCCCAAACUGCACCAGUGUUUGCUAGGGAUUAUGUUUGUUGGGAAUUGGAAAGCAAGACUGUUCUCUAGAAUCUCACCUGUUAAGUAUAAUUCCAAGGAUGUUUCUGAGCAUACAAAGAGUAAAUAGAAGCAUUUGACUAGUUGAGGCUCAAGGACAAUUGUGCUUCUAUCUCACUCAGUUACUUUUUAAAACUGCAAAGUGGGAUGGAGGUUGUAGCAUGCAGAUCAAAUUUUUAUAAAUUCCAUUCACGUGUCCUAAAGGUUUUAGAAAGCCAAUCCAGCAUAUUGCACUGGUUCAGAACUGGAAAUGGUUUUGAUUAGAGCAUUAUGAGAACAAUAACACUUGGUUGGCCUUCAUAGCACAAACUUCUCCCACCAAACAUAAGUUCCCUUGUGCAGUAAAUUCCCUCAUUAACUGGAUUAAUAUUGUGUCCCCAUUAGUUCAAAAAGCAAAAGCAGAAACGUUCCUGACUACCAGAUGCCCAGGCAGAAUUCCAUUCCAAAACAAGGGAUGGGCUCUUCCCAUUGCAUUCUCUCCCAAACUCUCUCCCUCUCUCUUUCCCCACUCUUCAUCCCUUACCCUUUCCUCUGUCUCUCAUCCCUAGAGCUUCCUGGUAUUCCUUGCUCUGGAUGAACUUUUCCCAUAUUUCAGAAACAAAAAGUAUUUGCACAUCAGGAUUAUGUGGAAAUCACUUCCAGUCUUGUUCUCCAAAAACUGGGAUUCUUUCACCCCAUUAAAUAAAAGAGGCAGACACUAGUGAAGUUAAGCUUCACAGGGCUGGAAAGCAUGCUUGAGUAUUUCUCUUAAGAAAGAGAGCUCUUGCCACCAUUUCAAAUGGGCAUAUGUUUUGAAAAUCCAUUGCAGAAUGGUUUAAAAUAUUUAAAAUAAUUUUUAAAAAAGAUGGAUGAAAAUGAGGCCAUGCUGAAGUUGGAAAUGAUACCCCAGACAGACCACUGGGGACAGGGUAGCUGGCAUAGUCAGGCACGUUUCUGCUCCCAACCUGGUCUGGGCAAGGUGGGCUUCAUUCCUUUCCUCUGGGUACCAGCCUUUUCCUUUUUGAGGUUUUGGGUGUCUGUUGUUAUUAUGGUUUGAUGCUCUUCCUGAUCCCUUUUCUCCACUUUGUUCUUUUCCUCCUUUAGUUGUAGCAUUUUCUUUGGCUUCCUCUACAUACAGGUGACGACCGCAAAGAAAUUAAGUACAAGGGUGCUUUAAUGGUUGUUUUUAUUAAAACAAGCAAAAAGCAAAGCUCCCAAAGCUUACUGCACAUGAACACUCUCAACAAACUUCAGCGCAACAAAAUGAAUGGUAUAGAGUUAAAGAUAGUGGAGGCUUCCUGGAAGUGAGGGUUUGACGUUACUGUCUGUACACUGCAUGUAUUCAUGCAUGUGUGCAGACAUGUAUACGCAUGCACCAGAGUCAAUCACACAGCUCCACGCACUUUCCUCUUUUCCCUUUCUCAGACUUGCAACAACAACAAAAGUGAGGAGAACAAAUGUCCUCCUCUAUUUUGAAUCCAUGAUAAGAUCAUCUUUAUUUCUUUUUCCAAAGGUCUGUGAAAGAGACCCCUUUCUUUCUCCUUGCCCCAUAUUGAGCUUUGGGGACAGGAACUUUGCCAAAUUCCUUGGGGAUUCACUUCCCACCCUCCAUCCCAUCUUUCCUGUUAAACGUGUCCACCUUUGCAUGAGGGAGGUCACAGGUUUUUACAGGGCAACUCCACAUCAUAUAUUUAGUAUAGGUGAGGUUCUUUACCAGGAUGGAGGGAGGGCAUUGGGGUCGGGGUUAGGGAUUGUCUGAUUUGGAAUGGGCCAGAUGGAUGCUGCAGGGAAUGGGUUAUCGUGCAAUCUGUCCAGAGCAAUUGCAUUUGGGUUCCUGGCUUGGAAUGCCUGGAAUUGCCUCCCAAAUGGCCAUAUGGGAAAAUCAGUUGAUCUAGAGAACCUCCUGAAAUCCUUCUACUAUCUGUCACAGUGUUCCCCAGGUUACGCUUGAGGCAGCUGCAAGAACCUCUGGAGCAGACAGAGUCCAGAGGUUGCAGGUGAAAACCAGGUAUCUGCACCCCUGUCCAAGUGCAAUGAUUUUCCAGUUCCACGUGGAGAAACAGGGUCAAGGAAGGGAGGUCCAAGGCCUGCAGACCUCCCUCCCUGCUUUGCCUGUUGUAGGCCCCCUCCCCUGCUUGUCUUCCUGCUCCUGCCCUGAAUCACACAUAUGCACACAAAAACCUGUAGCUUAAGAGUGGCUACCCUUACUGAAGGCCUACUCAUGGAGGAGUCACAAAACCUAACCUUGCACAGCUGCAGGACAGCUGUUGCAUGAAGGAAAGGGUCCUCCUGGGAGAUAGGGUCAGGGGGUGAGGAGUCUACAGAAAAUAACUGUGUGGAUGUUUUGUUUGAUUGGCUUAAUUGGCUGUUGCAAAGAGGAGCCACCUGCCUGGUGCUUCCAUAGUUGUCAUGUGCCAGCUAUGUUGCCCAUUAAGAGUGGAGACCUGGAUUUCAUAGUUUCUGGUGCUCUGCUGCUUCCAUCCCACUACAGGCCCUAAUCCAGUAUCUCAGCAACCCAAAAGCAUAAUACAACCUGCCAGAGACAAAGCAGUUCAGGCAGUAGAAAGGCAGUACUUUUUAAAGACGGUGAUUUCAGUCAUUUCACUUCCUGUGGUGUACACAUACUUUUCAUGUCACCUUGGAUUGGCCAGAUUUCUUUAGGAGUUUUAAAAAACAAACAAAGAAACUCAGAAAUCUGUUUACCAGAAUCAAAAGUGAAAUUGGUGUACACUCCAUGAUGACUGAUCCUUCUUUCAGCUCUGUGAGAAAUACUGCUGCCUUGUUUAUAGAAAUGUAUUCCCGAUGACUGAGGAUCAGGUUCAGAUUUGAGAUAUAAACAGAAAUUAGAAGCAGCACCUGGGAUUAGAUGGCCACCCCUUUCCAUAUUGUGAACAGUUGGAAGGUGUCCUCUUUUAUACCCAAGAUAAGCAUCUGUUUCUUCAAGAGUACCAAGCUAUGGAGAACUUAUGUUUGGGAAUGCAAACUAUUCCUACCCUGGUGGUCUUAAGAAAAUAGUCAUCUCUCAUCCUCCUGUUCAGCUUGUUCCUUGCCUCCCCCUUUCUGCAAAGUGGCAAAUGCCUUAGAUUUGCUAGGUUGAAUGAGGCAGGGGGUCUAAUGUGAUUUAAAUCUUGAGGUGUGCUCAAAGUGAACAUCAUUCCAGGACCACCCUGAGCAAGAAGGCACAUGCAGCAGCAUUUAUGUGAAAUGCUGCAUGAUUUUCAUUUUACCUUAUUUCUUCAUAAAAGUAUUUAGAGUAUUCCCAAAUUGAGAAAAACCAUCUCCACACACUCCCCCUUACAACCAACUUCCCCUAUUCUUUGUAAAAAUGCAUUCAGGUUUCUGUUACGGUCAGGAGUAAACCAUUUCUGAGUGCAAAGUAAUGUGUAAAAAUGAGCAAUAGUCCUAAUAAGGGGGAAAGUCACUGUAUUUAACACUGUUGACGCAUCUGUUGUGUUAUUAAAUUUAUUCAGUUAUUACAUUAUUUUAAAAGGAAAUAAUUCAGUCCAGUUGUCCAGCCUAAUUGCUUAAACCUUUCUCUUAAAAUGCCCAACUUUACACAUAAUGACUUCCCUGCUUGAGAAACAGGUCUCUCUGUGUAUGUAUGUGUGUAUGUCUGUGUGAGAGAGGGGGGAGGUCUAAAAAGGUUAUGGGCCCAGGCAUUUUCAGGACUACAGAUGCAGGGGACAACAAACAGGCAGCACUUAAAAAUUGCCGGGGGUAGGUGAAGGGGUAGAGGUUUACUCUUACUUAAUUCUGAAAAAUCCUAACAGUGCCUAAGUACACAUUUAACUCUUGGCAUCUGCUAAAAGUGUGACAGUUGGGUGGCAGCAGCAUGUGGGUGAAUGGCAUUUCAGUGCCAUCCAUCUCCAUGGUACCUGGUUUGGAUCCUAGAGAAGGUGAACCUGGAAAGGGGCGACAUAUGGAGGACUUUAAAUUUGGGUGGCUGGAAGGUAUGGGCAGCAGAAAGGAAGAUACACAGAAAUGUGUGUUUAAAAGGGGGAGGGGAUUUUUAAAAAACAAAAUAUAUAUUAGGGGGUUUAAAAGAACCAAUUUUGUUUGCAUUGAGCCAAGUGCAAUGGAGUGCAUAGUUUUAAUAUCUUUGUAUGUUAAAGAUUGUUAAGAAGAAGAGAAAAAAUCUAUUUUUGUUGCAAAGUCCUCUGUUCCCAGGGACUCUAAAAAAGUAGGGACAAAAGAAAAACCCAACCUUUGUAAGUAUGGGGAAAAACUUUUUUCUGUUUAUUUUUUCAUUCGUUUAUUUUUCUUUUUUCUCGUUUGUUUUUUAAAUCCUUUUUUUAAAAAAGAUUGCUAAUGAUUGGGGUUUGGUUUUGUUUUUUCGUUCUUCCCUUUUCCUCAUUAGUAAUGUCGUUUUAUGGGAGGGCUGAAGGCAAAAAAGUUUUUCACAUGCAAAAAUAAAAUUGUAAAAAAAAAACCACACUGUAUCAGGUUAAAAAAACAUUGAACAUUAAAAAACCCUGCAACUUUAAAAGUAAAAUAAAGGACAACAAGGAAAAAAAACCCUAAAAAUCAUAAAAGAGAAAAAAAAGUUUAAAAAUACAAAACCUGGUGCUUCUUACAAUAUAAAGUACAUUAAAAUCUCUAUUAUACAUAGUUUAUGAACCAAUUAAUUGUUAUCAUAAAGCACAUUUUAGGAAACACGCAUUAUCCCUUCUUUAUGUUUAGCUGAAAGGGGCAGCGGGCUUUGCAGUCAAACGCACCAGCAGCAUCCGGCAGCUUCCCAUGGAUCUUCCCAGGUUGCCGAGCGAGCGAGAUGGGCAGGCGGUGAGGUUGCCAUAACCCAAGGGGGAAAGUUCCUGGCAGAGCAGAGACCACCCUGAAAGGGUUGUGCUUCUCUGGCUCUUUUCACCCCUUCCUCACCCUCCAUCACUGCCACACCACCCUCCUCUGUUUUGCCUUUCUGCUCUGUCUUUUUCCCAAAGAAAGUUAAGCAAAACAGUUUGGGUUUGGCCUUCAUUUCUUUUCCCCUUUCUUGUACGCCAGACUAAUCCACAGUGCACUCUCUUUCUCUCUCUUUUCCCCUUCCUUCCUUCCUUCCUUCCUUCCUUCCUUCCUUCCUUCUUUCCUUCUCUUUCUCUUUCUCUUUCUCUUUUUCUUUCUCUUUCUCUUUCUCUUUCUCUCUCAAGGACUUCUCUUUGGCAUGAGGAGCCAACUUGUGAUCUCACCAGCAUCCCCUCCAUUGAGUGCCUCCCUUUCCUCCCUCCCAGAGUGGUUUGCAAACCCCUAGUUGUCCCUUUCUCAGAACCUUCCCAGUGUGGUGUAAAAAAAAAUGAGGCCUUCCUCCCGCCUCCCUUUCAUCCUUGUUGGGCUGCCCCAUGGGAGAAGGGGGUACAAAGCAAAAAGUGCGGACCCCCCACCCCACCCCAACCUCACAGAGCAUGGAAGAGGGGACUGGAGAUAUUUCUCACUUCAGGGAAGGACCAAGAUGGAUGAUUUUGCCUUACUCUCACCAUGCUUAACUGGCCAGCUGACAUAGUGCCUUUGUAAACCCAUCUUUCGCUGGAAGAGAUGGAUGAUGUGCUCUGCCAGAGGAGGGGCAGGGGGAGGGUACCAGAAGUCCCAUCCUAUUGCCCCUGCAAUCCAUGUGCUUGAUACAGGGGGAAAGCAAUAAAAAGUCUAGGCUUGACCAGCAAGAGCAGGGGGCGAGGUGGUACUGUGGGUCAAAGCAGUGGUGCCGAGUCCCCUUUGGCCUGGCUUCUUCUGCUCCCCACACAUACACACCCACACAAUAGAGAGGGCUAGCAGCAUAAAGGAGAGGGCAAAGGAAGUAUGCCAUUGCAAUACUGAAGGCUGCAGAAUCUCUCCCCAGCAGACCUUCUGUAUUCAGGCUUCUCCGCCAUCUUGCAUGGCACCCAGAGCCUUUUUUUUUUUUCUUCCUGGCAUGGAGAGCCAGGAACUCCUCAGCUCCUCUCUCUUCCAAGUGAUGCUUAGCUGGAGUUUGAGGGCCUGAACAGACAGGCCAAAAUAAAGCUGCUUCGGGUCACUUCGGAGGUAUGUUGUUUGAAUGAUGGUGGAAGCCGCACCAAAGCCACACUCCACUUCUAAGCACUGGAGCAAAGCUUUGGUGCAGCUUCUGACCUCUUAAGACGAGUGUGUCAUUUAAACAGCAUACCUCCAAAGUGACCCAAAGCAGCUUUUUUUGGCCUGUCUGUUUGUGCCCUCUGAUAUCCAGGCAGGCAAACAGCUGUUGACUCCCUUGGAGAGGAGUGUGUUGGGUUUACCUGAGCUAUGAUUUCAUUUUUGAGGUAGAUUGGCCUCCUGGGAUGUCACCUUAGAAGCAUAUUGAGACCUUUCUUGCCCUCCCUCCAGCUCCAUAUAUGCAGGGAUGGGGAGAGCAUAUCCUUUGGUUUGAGUUUCCACUGUUUGGCCAGUAGCCACCACACGUAGACUGGAAAUGAUCCUCAAGCCCUCCUUCAUAUGGAGCAUUGGGUUGCUCACUCGCUUGUUCCUUCCUUCUCUCCCUUUACAACUGCAGCUGAGCAUCCCUGGCCUUUCUUUACUAGAUCCCUUCAAUGGCCCUCCUCCUUUCCUUUUCUUCCCUCCCUCCCCACCUCUACACACACUCCCCUAUGGACUCCAAACCCACUUCUCUCGCUCGGUAGCAAAAUCCUUGAGAUCCAUGAAACUGCAGCUUCCCUGCCCCUUUGAACAAGUUUCUUCCUUGGUUAAGAAACGCAGUAUAUAUAUGAGUACAGUACAGUAUAUAUAUAUAUAUAUAGUACUAAUGGAAUUUGGUGUGCUUUUUCUCCUCAUCCCCUGUACAAUCCUUGCCUCUCUCUCCGACCCCACUGUUCCCUUUGUGUCUUUGAGUCUGUUCUUCCAGUUUCCCCCAACCGCUUCCUACAACUCCCUUCCCCCCCGCCCCGCACUUGAAAAUAAAGGGUAGUUCUUUGUCUGUUUUUGUUCUUUCUGAGGUUUCUUCCGUGUCUAGCAGAAUGCAGGUAGCCAUAUGUUAUAACUGUCAAUAUUGCUUCACAACGAAAAAAAAAGUUUAAAAAAAAUAGGGGGGAAAAAAGGAAAAAAAAAAGAAAAAUCCAAACUGUUUUAUCAUUUUUGCCUGAACUUUCUUCGGCUUUCUCCAUUGGAAUGGCUUAUUGUGUUAUGUGAAUUUAAAAAUUAAGAAAAAAAGGAAAAAAAGUCUUAAAAAGUUUGAAAAUAACAAAAAAAAAUUACAUAUAUUUCAAAAAAGCAAAAAAAAAAAUUAUCAUUGGCUUCCCUCUUCCCCUGUCCCCACCAAUUCCUUCCUCAGAGCAGAGAUGGGAAGCCCAGUGGAGGGGAGUGCCGAGGGCUCCGAGGUCAUGUAUGUGUGUCUGUGUUGGUGGGUGAACGGGGGGGCUGUGUCCCUUCUUCUCCAUUCCCUUGCUUUCUGGAGGAGCUGCUCAGAAACAUCCGGCACAGACCCAUUCCACCCACACAUCUCACCGUCCCUUUGCUCAAACUGUAAAGUGCCUAAGAGGUAAAAAAUUCAGCAGCAAAGAUGAUACUUGAGUUCCUCUUUCCUGUUAAUUUGGGACUGGCCAUCUGCACACAAUGCUGGCUGGCACAACACCUGCUGAUGUCUCGAGGUCAGCUGGUGAUGGUGGUCCAGAGGCUGGAGCAAGCAUGGCUCUCCUCUCCACAAGCUCUCCUCCCAGCUCCUUUUCUCCUCAUCAACCUCACAUCUGGCUGAGGAUGUCCCUAUGGGGCAAAGCAAGACAAUAGGGCAUGGCGGGCAUUGGGCAGCACUUUUGGACCACCCAACCCCUUUGCUCUCAAACUGAGAAGCCCACCCGUCCUGCUUUUAUAUACAAUGGGGGCAGUUCCCCAAGGAGAAGACGGGACUACCUUUCUUGCAUCUUGAGUCAGAAAAAGCUGAGUGUUCAGUCUUGCCUUUGGAGUCUAGUCUUGAAGCCAUUCGGUUACAGAAGCUGUCUGUUCAAACAUCAUUGGGGGCCCUGUGGGUUUCCAAAGGCAUGUAAGGUUUUUUCUGGCAGCUGUGACUUGGAAAAGAAGAAAGCGUGAAGACACCAUAGCAGUGGCCUAAGGAGCUGACAGCUUGGUUGCUCAUAGACAUUGGAACUUUCAGUGGUCAGCCUAUUUUCACUUUCAUUUGACCAAGAAAGCUCAGGACCUACAUGGUGCCAGAGUGAAUCUGUGUAGGAGACUCCAGAGAGGUGAAAUGCUUCCCCAGAUAUUCCUGACUCCCUGGGAGCCAGAACAAGUGACCAAGAUGACAAAGGAGCCCAACAGGUUUGAACGCCUGCUUGUCUCCCCAAAUCAUCUUAGUGUGUUUUUGGUAAUGUCUUCCAUUACUGUUGCUCAGUGGCUAAUCUUUCCUACCUAUUCCAUUCUAUUGUCUUCAGCUCUGAUCCUGGAAAGUCUUUUUAUGGGAAGUAUGCCAGCAACGUCUUCCCUGGGUCACUCUGAAUGUUCUCAAGAAGGACUCUUUGCCCCUCCACUGAAGUGCCUCAUUUUGGUUGGGCCAUUGUGGAAGUUAGUCAGAGCUUGGAAAGGUUAGUUGUUUGGGAUAUAACCUCCAUAAUCCCUUAGCCAUUAUGACCACUGGUCACUAACUGUGAGAUUCUGGGAGCUGUAAUUUGAACAAGUAAUUUGCCCAGGCUCUGAUGUUGAGUUAGCUCAUUCUAGUAAAGGGAGAGAGACUUCUUUUUUUUUAAUGCCAACAGUGAGGUUUUGACCAUGCCACCUGCAGCCUCAGGCCCAAGCAGGACAUGUCCUUUUCCACCAAUGCCAGCCUGAUGCUCCCAGAGCACCAGUCCCCCAGCAUCUUUUCCCAGCUCUUUCUGUGCCCUUCUGCUCUGUAUGAAGCUGUCCAUUGCUACUGGUUUGGUUUUUGAAAGCAAAAAGAACUCAUAACCCUGCAGCCGAAUUAAGGGAAGUGCCUUAAACUGAUGCCUUUGCUGCCACCAGCAAACAAACUGAGACAGGAAGAGAAAUCACUCAAACUGUAUGCACCCAGCUUCAGAAAUGUGAACAAAAGAUGUUUACAGAGAUUGCAAUCAAACCGCCUCUGGGUCGGGCUUAUGGGAGCCCUGCCCUCCAUUGCUAGCUUUCCCCACCUCUUCUUCCUUCUGCCCCUCUCUCACUGCUGCUUGUAGUUAGUUUCACACACAGUAGGGUAGCUGAUGCCUACAAAAGCAGCUCCCUCUGCAAACCAGCCUUCAUUUCAUGUCGCUUGUCCCUGUCUUUCCUGUUUGCUUACCCCUUUCCCCAAAGAACAGAACCAGCUGCCGUGAUGUGAUGAUGGGCCUGCUCCUCCAAGCCCCUUCCCUUGUCCCAGUCAGCCCUCGGCACUACCCCUCCCUCCCCAAGUGCCACUCUCCGAGCGGGGUGUAAUACGCAUGUGUUAAUUACAAUUUUUUCCAUAAUAAAAGUUUAUAGAUGCAGCACCUUCUUUAA